Molecule: messenger RNA, 1305 nt
Organism: Oncorhynchus kisutch (coho salmon)
Lineage: Eukaryota; Metazoa; Chordata; Actinopteri; Salmoniformes; Salmonidae
Exons: 2
Coding region: 219-1301 (360 amino acids)
Source: RefSeq, a predicted model, not a curated record
AACACAGUUCCAGACAGGACAAACAGUAUUCAUUACAUCUGUGUAACAGGUGUAUGUCACACACUAUUUUGUCUGUGUAACAGGUGUAUGUCACACACUAUUUUGUCUGACACAUAAAACUGAUAUUUAUUCAGUAAAUACUGUAUUUAUACGGUAUACUAUAUGGAUACUGUGUUUCUCUGUAUACUAAUUGGAUACUGUAUUUCUCUGUAUACUAAAUGGAUACUGUAUUUAUACUGUGUACUAUAUGGACACUAUUUAUACUGUGUACUAUAUGGACACUGUAUUUAUACUGUGUACUAUAUGGAUACUGUAUUUAUACUGUGUACUAUAUGGACACUGUAUUUAUACUGUGUACUAUAUGGACACUAUAUUUAUACUGUGUACUAUAUGGACACUGUAUUUAUACUGUGUACUAUAUGAACACUGUAUUUAUACUGUGUACUAUAUGGACACUGUAUUUAUACUGUGUACUAUAUGGACACUGUAUUUAUACUGUGUACUAUAUGGACACUGUAUUUAUACUGUGUACUAUAUGGACACUGUAUUUAUACUGUGUACUAUAUGGACACUGUAUUUAUUCUGUGUACUAUAUGGACACUGUAUUUAUACUGUGUACUAUAUGGAUACUUUAUUUAUACUGUGUACUAUAUGGACACUGUAUUUAUACUGUGUACUAUAUGGACACUGUAUUUAUACUGUGUACUAUAUGGACACUGUAUUUAUACUGUGUACUAUAUGGAUACUUUAUUUAUACUGUGUACUAUAUGGACACUGUAUUUAUACUGUGUACUAUAUGGACACUGUAUUUAUACUGUGUACUAUAUGGAUACUUUAUUUAUACUGUGUACUAUAUGGACACUGUGUACUAUAUGGACACUGUAUUUAUACUGUGUACUAUAUGGACACUGUAUUUAUACUGUGUACUAUAUGGAUACUUUAUUUAUACUGUGUACUAUAUGGACACUGUAUUUAUACUGUGUACUAUAUGGAUACUGUAUUUAUACUGUGUACUAUAUGGACACUGUAUUUAUACUGUGUACUAUAUGGACACUAUUUAUACUGUGUACUAUAUGGAUACUGUAUUUAUACUGUGUACUAUAUGGACACUGUAUUUAUUCUGUGUACUAUAUGGAUACUGUAUUUAUACUGUGUACUAUAUGGACACUGUAUUUAUACUGUGUACUAUAUGGACACUGUAUUUAUACUGUGUACUAUAUGGACACUAUUUAUACUGUGUACUAUAUGGACACUGUAUUUAUACUGUGUACUAUAUGGGUGGAUGUGUUCUUCUUGGAUGAAUGU